Molecule: messenger RNA, 4287 nt
Organism: Anopheles aquasalis
Lineage: Eukaryota; Metazoa; Arthropoda; Insecta; Diptera; Culicidae
Product: monocarboxylate transporter 13
Biological process (GO): transmembrane transport; monocarboxylic acid transport
Molecular function (GO): monocarboxylic acid transmembrane transporter activity
Source: RefSeq, a predicted model, not a curated record
AGGUAUCCGUGAUGUAGUGAAAAAGUAAGAAAAAUAAUAACAAAAAAGAAACCGCCUGCACGUUGUCCAGGUGUUUCGCGCUGGCGGCUCGUAGGUUGAUAAUAGAGGGAGCAGAUUGAAGUAUAGUUAAAUAAUUAACCUGGUGCGAUGUGCGUGGCUUUCUGAGGAUAAAAUUGAGUUCCAACGGUAUCAGCAAUCAGUUUCGGGCAUUAGUUAAGGGGCCCUCACUUGCACAACUGUCGUGUAGCUUUAGGAAAAGUGUUUAACAUUUAAGCAAAUUGUGUUAUAAAACAUUCAGUGAAUUGUUUUGAGUGAAAUUUGCACGUUGUGCAACGCGAAUGUGACCAUUGCAAUAGGCCAUGUUUCCCUCCAAGCCUACUGCACAAUAGUAGGAACAGCAGGCAGCAUUACAGACAUCUCCCUUGCUAACGAAGCACAACAAGGGAGGUGGACGCAAAUCCUGUUCGCGCUGAAGUGGACGCCAGGCGCCAGGAUCACGGCGAGAGGUCUAUAGAGUUUGUGUACAAGGAACAAGGAAAAUGGGUCAAGCUGCGAGCCAGGAGGAUGCAGAACAGGACGGACAGCCAGCGGAAGCAGAGGACGACGACGACGGAGGAAUCAUCCCGAUGCGCUCCGACCGCUUUCUCGUGACUGAUAGUGAUAUUGCUUGCGAGGAGGCAGCCCGUUUAACGGCUGAACAGCAGGAGGAUCCGUCGCCUGAAGAUGAUGAUGCAGCAUGUGAAUAUCAUGAUAUGCCCCCACCACCCGACGGCGGAUAUGGUUGGGUUAUCGUGUUCGCUUCCUUCAUGUGCAACAUGAUCGUCGACGGUAUCGCGUACACGUUCGGUGUAUUUCUGAACGAGUUCGUAGUGUAUUUUGGCGAAGGGAAGGGCACAGUGGCAUGGGUGGGUAGCUUACUGAGUGGUAUGUACCUGAGCGCGGGUCCCGUUGUGUCUGCACUAGCGAACAAAUUCGGUUGCCGGGCGGUGUGUAUAGCUGGAAGUAUCAUAUCGGCCUCUGCGUUUGCACUCAGUACGCUUAGUACCUCAGUAACGAUGCUAAUGCUCACGUACGGUGUGAUGGGCGGCAUUGGCUUUGGAUUAAUCUAUCUGCCUGCGGUUGUUGCCGUCGGAUACUACUUCGAAACUAAGCGCUCAUUGGCCACCGGUAUUGCAGUGUGCGGUUCCGGGUUUGGUACAUUCGCCUUUGCACCCCUAGCAAACAUGCUACUGGCAAACUUUGACUGGAAAAAUUCGAACCUCAUCUUGGCAGGGCUGAUUCUGAAUUGUGCGAUCUUUGGCGCCAUGAUGCGCCCAUUGACCUACCCGAAGGAGGACAAAGUAAAACCCUUGAUGCAGCGCAUGUACGAAGAGAAACGCCUUCAGAUGGAGCGGGGAUCGAUAGGUGGAUCCUACUUCAUGGUACAGCUGCCCGAUGGUACGAUGGAGAAAAGACUGAAAGCCCCGCUAAACGCGGAUCCGGGUGUACACUCGAGCCUGGCCCUGGAUCAGCUCGCACAACAGGGUGGCAUGCAUCCCGUGGCCACGUUACCAACUAUCUCGGAAUUUAAAACACCCGAGCAGAACGGGAGUAGCGGCUCAUCGUCAGAGUCGAGUCAGAUAGAGAUGAAGAAACCGUUGAACAAAAAACGUAACACCAACUCCGAAUCGGAUGCGACCGAUUAUGGGGCAGACAAUAUGCCACGCAAUGCCUCGCAGCCUGCCUUUACUAGCCACCAAUCAGGUAUCCCGAAGAAUGGUUCCGUGCCCACGUUCGAUCGCGUUCGGAAACACUCUACCGGCGAACGGUUCAAGCCAUCGCUGGCGGCCAUAAAAGCGAGCUCACGCGGUGAUGUCGGUAGCAAUGGUGAUGUACGUAAAUCUGCCACGCAGCUCAGAAACUCGCGAGGCUCUAUGAAUGGCAGCAAGAAUAAUAACGCUGAGGAAUUUGAUGAUGCCAGCAUGUUUACCUCGAAAGCUUCUCUGAAAGCAGACCGGCCAAUGAUGGUGCGUCCGCUUUCUCGUAAGGAUAUUUUCUAUUCCGGGUCCGUCACCAAUCUAAAAGAAUACCAGAGUCAGAAAUCUCUAACCAACUACCGCAACUCCGUUGUUUCGCUGACUAAAUUCGAGAAGGAACAUCGUAACGACGUGCGGGAUGAUGUAGAGAAGGGCCGAGAAGAGCAAUAUGAUCUGUGUCCAUGCCUGGCAUUACCGGAAUCGUUCAAGAACGCCAUUGCUGCUAUGAUGGAUGUCAGCCUGCUGCGGGAUCCCGUCUUUAUGAUGAUCGGUGUUUCGAACAUAUUCGGUAUGGCUGGCCUAUACGUCCCGUUCGUUUAUCUAGUCGAUGCUGCCGUCCUUGAUGGAAUUGAUCAAAGUUCUGCCUCGUUCCUUAUCUCGAUCAUCGGUAUCACGAAUACUGUCGGAAGGAUCGUGUGCGGUUACGUAGCCGAUUUUCCCAAGGUGGACGCUCUCUUCCUCAACAACAUCUGUCUCGUGAUAUCCACGAUAGCCGUUGCGCUGACACCGUUCUGUAGUAGCUAUGCCUCAUACGUGGUGAUGGCCAUCGCGUUCGGCAUUGCAAUUGCUGGCUACAUCUCGCUGACGUCAAUUAUUCUCGUGGAUCUGCUUGGUCUGGACAAACUGACGAAUGCCUUUGGAUUGUUGAUUUUGUUCCGUGGUGCAGCUACGAUCGUUGGCUCACCACUGGCCGGUGCCCUGUACGACGCAACUCAGUCGUAUUCCAUACCGUUCUUUGUCGCCGGAGGCCUUUUUGCAUUGUCGGCAAUUACCAGCUUCGCUGCUCCAGCUAUGCAAAGAUUCCGAAAGCAAACACACGCUCCGGUACACGUGGAGGUGCUAACCCCUAUUGACGAAGAACCCUCGGAGGAUCUUGCCGAUGAUGAUCAACCGAUUACGAUGGUACCAAAGAUCAUUCAAACUGCCCCGAGCCCGUCCACCGAGCAGCCCGUCACGUCCAACAUUACAUCCACCUCCACGAUCAGUAACGAUGACAGGAAGCACACCAACGGUAACAGUGCAAAGGAUAUGAAUAAGGAAGUUAGCCAAAUGGAGUCGGUGGUGUAACGAUGCCACGAGACUAGUUUUGUGCACAGUUGUUAGUGAUUGGCGAAUGAUGCAGCGAUGUUUCCUGAGUCUACCAGAAAAGCAUCUCCACGACGUCCAUUAGUGGGGAAGCAGAUGGUUAUAGAACUACGAUCGCCGCAGCCUCCCUUUUCUUCUUCUUCUUCUUCUUCUUCAUAAUGUUCUUUUGCUUAGUGUUGCCUAUUGGGAUGAUGUGGUGGAGCUGUGUUCUAAAUACGGAAGGGGCGUGAAUACCGGGAACAAAGGAGCGAAAAAAGGAUUCAGCUUCUCGUCUCGUUUCGAGCAGGGCGCAUGGUGUAGAUGAGAUGUAUCGCUCCAACAAUUUUUCAUUUUAAAUCGAUAUAAUUAGUUCUUAGAUUAACAGCACCAAUCAUCUCGGAACGAGAAAGUUGUUUUGAUUAUGUUAUUUUUAAUUGAAACAAUUUGGUUAUCAUGAACCGCCGGAGACGAUACGAGCACGAACCAAUUUGUCUAAGAAUCGAAAUUUGCGUUAAAUGAAACAAAAACAGAAUUACUUGAAUAGCAUAGCAUGAUCCAUAGGCGAUGGAUAGAAUGGUUACAAUAACGAAAUGUGUCAUAGUAAGAUAUAUGAAGGGGCAUGGGGAGGGGCUUUAAAAUUUUCCAUCUGAUGCUGCUGAUGGAUCCAAAUAUUCGGACAUAAUAUUGAUGGCCAUGUUACUAUUUUACUUUACAGCUCGUUUCUGUUAAUUUAGUUUUAACCACGUUUUGCUCUAUACCAGGGAGCUUUUUACCAAGAUGUUUUCUUUACACCAGUGCACCUCCUUUCUCUAAGCAUAUGUGUAAAGCAGAUAGGCUCUAUUAAUUCUUCUAAAUCUGUUUGCUUUUUGCUAAAAAUGUUGGUACUAUAAACAUCGGUCUAGCUUGUAAGAAAAUUAGCCCUGGCCGAGAUCGAAAAGAACUCCUCACUAGCUUAUCUCUUCGAAGCAGUAGUUUUGUGGCAGAACUAUACCAAACCAAGAAAGCUCAGUUUCACUAGCUAUCCAAUCAUGUACACCAAAACUGGAUUGUUGCAACCGAUGAGGAGCUCAGGUCGAGGAACAACAUAAAAGCGUAAGAUCGAUGAAGAUCGAAGAAAAAGAAUGGAUGCAAAGCAAACAAAAGGACACACGAAACCUAUAACUAGUGAUGUUGUAAGCUGUGUAAUAAAACGGAAAACAAUUGAGUA